This is a messenger RNA of Colletotrichum fioriniae, 399 nucleotides long. RefSeq lists its product as uncharacterized. The record is from RefSeq and is a predicted model, not a curated record. NCBI's taxonomy places the organism in Eukaryota, Fungi, Ascomycota, Sordariomycetes, Glomerellales, Glomerellaceae.
AUGAAGACCCAACACAUCACCCUCCCCACCAUCCAGAUCGCGGCCGCCGCCUUCUUCGCCGCCUCGGCCGAAGCAAAAACCUACUGCACCGACACCGCGGGCAAAGUUGUCGCUCAAACCAGCUGCGACGGCACCCAGCCCGCAAACACUUUUUUCCUCGCCGAGCACGAGGGAGACGACCUUCAGCUCGGCGACGUGAUCGCCGAGGAUAAAGUUGACGCCUCCGCCGUCGCCGCCCGCGACCUCGCGGGGCUCGAGGUCGAGGAUGAGGCCGAGCAGGUUAGCGGUGGCUUCGGGCGCAGGUCGCCGCAGAGGCAGUGUGAUCCGUCUCUUGGACGCUGCGUUGUUAGUGGUGUUGGUCAAGGUGGUAACGCCGGUGGUGGCUCCAACGGUUCUUAA